This is a messenger RNA of Spodoptera litura, 1539 nucleotides long. RefSeq names its product carboxypeptidase Q. Gene Ontology annotation, molecular function: metallodipeptidase activity. Gene Ontology annotation, biological process: peptide catabolic process; proteolysis. The record is from RefSeq and is a predicted model, not a curated record. NCBI's taxonomy places the organism in Eukaryota, Metazoa, Arthropoda, Insecta, Lepidoptera, Noctuidae.
GCGACCAGACGUGUGUCAUACUGGCAAUGUUUUCAAAAUCAUUACUUUUUAUAGCACUUUUAAUUUACCAAACAAAAUGUGAAUUGAAGAUUUUUGAUCCUAAAUCUUGUGAACUUGGAACUUUAGUUAAAGAGAUUGAAUCUUAUGACGGUGUUGUAAAGAAGAUAUUGGACUACACAGUGUCUGGACCUUUCAAAGGGAAGACCUAUGAUGAAUUGGCAAAAUUUGUGGAUAAGUUUGGAGCUCGACCUUCAGGAACUGAUGUUCUUGAAAAAUCUAUUGAUUACAUGAUCGAAUUGACAAAGAAAGAAGGCUUAAAUGAUGUCAUCACCGAAGAAGUUAAGGUACCUCUUUGGGAAAGAGGUGAGGAGAAAAUAACUAUGCUUGAACCAAGAGAAAAGGACAUUGCUCUAUUGGGUCUCGGUAAAAGUGCCACUACACCACCAGAAGGGCUUACGGGUGAAGUUGUUGUAGUACGUAACUUUGAGGAGUUAGAAGGUAUCUCUGAAGAUAAAAUCAAAGGUAAAAUUGUGCUAUAUGUUCCUGUUUUUACGGCUUACGGAGAAACUGUAACAUACAGGUCUCAAGGAGCAUCGAAAGCAUCAGCAAAAGGAGCCAUUGCAAGUUUGGUGAGGUCGAUUACUCCCUACUCAUUGUAUACCCCUCACACUGGUUCUCAAACUUAUGCAGAUGGUGUGGUUCCCAUACCAACAGCAGCAAUCACCUUAGAAGACGCCGAUUUAAUUACGAGAAUGUAUGACAAAGGUGAAAAAGUUGUUCUAAAUAUUAAAAUGAGUUCAAAACUAGACGAAAAUAAGAUUUCGAGAAAUACGCUAAUCGAUUUGAAAGGAUCAGAAUACCCUGAAAAGUUGGUAAUCGUGUCAGGACAUAUUGAUAGUUGGGAUGUAGGUCAAGGAGCUAUGGAUGACGGUGGUGGUAUGUUCGUUAGUUGGGCUGCACCCGUGAUUUUAAAGAGACUGCACUUGACACCAAAACGAACAGUAAGAGCUAUUUUUUGGACUGCAGAAGAACUAGGUCUGAUAGGCGCCUACGCUUAUGAGAAAGCACAUAGAAAUGAAAGUGACAACAUUAAUUUUAUAAUGGAAUCUGAUGAAGGAACGUUUGCUCCUCUUGGUUUAGCUGUAAGUGGCACUCAAAAAGCUCGAUGCAUCAUUGCCGAAAUUUUGAAAUUAUUCAAAUCAAUAAAUGCUUCAACCCUUGUAGAAGAAAAUAGUCCUGGCUCUGAUAUUGCAAUAUUUACUGGUAAUGGCAUACCGGGAGCUAGUCUUCAUAAUGACAAUGGAAAAUAUUUUUGGUUCCAUCAUACUGAAGCUGACACUAUGAACGUUGAGAACCCAGACGAACUUGAUCUUGGAGCGGCUUUCUGGACAGCAGUAGCUUACAUCAUCGCAGACCUUUCUAUAGAUAUUCCACGAUAAAUCAUUUAGGAAGUUCGUGGGAGAUCUAUGAAUGUCAAUUUGACUUGCAUGUUUUAAAUACAAAUUGAUAAGAACACAGAACAUCUCUCUCAUUAAAAUA